Messenger RNA from Mesocricetus auratus (golden hamster), 852 nucleotides. RefSeq lists its product as uncharacterized. Lineage: Eukaryota; Metazoa; Chordata; Mammalia; Rodentia; Cricetidae. The record is from RefSeq and is a predicted model, not a curated record.
AUGUGCUCUGCAGCCCUCUCUGCCUGUAUCAGCCCUCAGCAUGAAGUGUGUGCAAACUUCUGCAGAGUUUCUACCCCAGCUGUGAGGUCAGCAUGGCUCCUGCCAUCAGCCUGCAGCACUUCUCUCCAUCUAAGAGAUAGUGCCCACCUUCGCCAUCAUGCUGGCAUGACCAUGCUGCCUGUGGUGACUGAACAGAGCCAGAUCUGCACUUUGAUGCACUCCUAUUCAGGGGUUCCCAAGUGGGUUCCCACAGGAAGUACUGACAGAAAGGCAGAUGUUCACUGGGAGUUCACUGUGACCAUCACUGAACAGAAUAACACACUCUCCUCCCUGUCUAUGAUAGCCCAGUGCAAUGAAAUUUUAGACCCCAAACACAUAGCCCCUUUACACUGUCUGCUGGCCUUGUCCCAUUCACAUCCCUUCAGGACACCUUCCUACAAGGAGAGCAGCAAGGUCUAUUACUAUGACCACAAAAGCCUGGGCACUCUAAUAGCUGAAGAACUUGGGCAGUGCCUGCAGACCAAUGGCAAUGGGAGUCAGGUCUCUGGCCCACAACCAGAAAUGGUAAAGAUGCUAAGGGAUAUUCAGUCAAUGAAUGUCCAACCACCACUCUCAACCUCUGCCAUCUACUAUUCCACAUCUGCUCAAGCCAAGGCAGACACCAGUCUUCAACUCCCUCAUAGACCUGGACCAACUCCAAGAUCCCACAGUAAUCAAACCAAAACAGUCAUCAGGUGGAAUCAAGCCCAGGCAAGUGCCAGUGUCAUUAGUGGGCACUCUGAUCAAGUGAGCAAGAAUGACCACAAAGUCUCUGAGCUCCUUUAUGGAAUUCCUCUAGCCAAAAGAGAUUAA